Molecule: messenger RNA, 1764 nt
Organism: Protopterus annectens (West African lungfish)
Lineage: Eukaryota; Metazoa; Chordata; Ceratodontiformes; Protopteridae
Gene: RGS10
Product: regulator of G protein signaling 10
Exons: 5
Coding region: 408-956 (182 amino acids)
Molecular function (GO): GTPase activator activity
Source: RefSeq, a predicted model, not a curated record
AGUAAGAGUGGUGAGGGGUGGUGCCGAUAACGUAUACAGUUUACCUUAAUUGUGUGUGACAGAGAGGGAGCCAAAAAACGUACUUGUGGGUCCCACAGACAAGUGACGACACGCCAAAUUUACAUUUCCUCUCUAGGUCUUCUUUCUCUACAACUGACAGUCUGAAUUUGAAUCUAGAAGAUGAGCUUGUGACCUUUUUUUCAGAAUGAGCAUUUUUUUCUGUUAGUGUCUGUCUAACCACAGGAAACCGCUUCUUGUUCUCGCUGCUAGAGGAGGAUGUGCACAAACCCUGCGUCAGACUGCAAGUCUAGAAGAAAAGGGAAGAGAAAAGAAGAAAGUACAAAAUAACAAGGGGAGCUAAAAUAGGGAAAGGGGAAGGUUAUUCCGCUGCCUUUUCUUCUGAAAGCAUGUUCAAGGCGGUGAGCAGACUCAGUAGAAAACGUCCACCCUCAGAGAUUCAUGACAGCAAUUCUAAUCCUAGCAGCAGUCUCCAGAAUUUAUCAGGAACGGUACGGUGGACAGCUUCUUUGGAAAGUCUCUUAGAAGAUGAAGAAGGAGUAAAGAGAUUUAGGGAAUUUUUAAAGCGAGAGUUUAGUGAAGAAAAUGUUUUAUUUUGGAUAGCAUGUGAAGAAUUUAAGAAGAUUCAAGAUAUCAAACAGUUACACGAACGAGCAACCCAGAUCUAUAUGACCUUCUUGUCCAGCAAAUCACCAAACCAGGUUAAUGUGGAGGGCCAGUCUCGACUGAAUGAAAGCAUUCUUGAACACCCUCACCCUCUUAUGUUUGAAGCUCUUCAGGAACAGAUCUUUAACCUCAUGAAGUAUGACAGCUAUAAUCGUUUUCUGAAGUCAGACAUAUUCCUCAAGUGCAAAAAUAUGGAAGAAAGUGGAAGAAAUCCUUUAAAUGCAGAUGAAUCAGUUCCUAAAAGAGCUUCCAGGAUUUAUAAUAAUACAUGACUAGAAAUAACUCUAGAGCUUUCAUUUAGUGACAGAUAUUAGAUGCGAGCUUCACUAGUAAACAUUGAAAGUGUUGAGUUUUUUAUACAGUGUAUGUACAUUUUUUAUUGCUAAAAGUAGGAAUCCUUGAUAGGUAGACCUGUGUACAUGAAUUUUCCAGAUUUUUCCCCACAGAUUUUUUUGUAAUAUGAGGUAUGGUUGCCAGUCUAAAAUAAGAUUUUAAAAGUCUGAUUAAGUUUCUGUAUUAAAUUACUGAUCCUUAAGGAAAUGUUUGUCCCCUUAGUAAAUGCGGUGUGAAAUGCCUUGUAGAAUUAAGGGAUGUGAUAACUGAAGCAACUAUAAAAUAAAUAAUUAACAGUUUCAAAGUAGCAGGCCAUUUUGCAUGAUCAUUUUUAUUCUCAAGGAACACACCCUUUACGUAGUAAAUUAACAGCAGCACUAUUUAUGCAUAUUACUUAUUUUAAUAGCAGAAUGGUUUGAAAUUUGUACACAUGAAAAUAUAUAUAUUUUUUUCAUAUCGUGGUGCUUUGUGCAAAGGCUUUUCUUCUUGCACUAAUUUUAUUUGGAAAUGUCAGACUUGCAUGGUACUUUUGUGGAAUUAAUUCUGUAGCUCAUUCUGAUAAGUUGUAGUGUAUGUACAGUGUUAACAUUUUAGCUGUGAUCUAAUUCAUGCAAACGUGGGUUACAUCACUGCUAAAAACAGACAAGUGUGAGAAACGGAAUGGCAAAAGUCAGUCUUGUGACAACUUGCAUGUUCGUCAGGUUAAAUGAUCUUUCAUUCGGUACUGUAAUAAACAUCUGGUUAAUA